This is a messenger RNA of Scutellospora calospora, 1142 nucleotides long. The record is from the annotation of a GenBank genome assembly. Lineage: Eukaryota; Fungi; Glomeromycota; Glomeromycetes; Diversisporales; Gigasporaceae.
UAUCGUUCGAUGGAUUUAGAGCUGAUUACUUGGAUAGGAAUAUUACUCCCACAUUAAAUAAACUUAUUCAGAAUGGCAUUAAAGCCGAAUAUAUGAUGCCAUCAUUUCCGUCUGUAACAUUUCCUAAUCACUAUACAAUUGUAACUGGCCUUUAUCCUGAAUCUCAUGGAAUUGUCGGAAAUGAAUUUUAUGAUCCGGAUCUUGAUGAUGAAUUUUAUUACACUAAUCCUAAUAAAAGCUGGGAUUCAAAAUGGUGGGGUGGUGAACCAAUUUGGGUAACUGCUGUUAAGCAAGGUCAAAAAUCUGGUGUAUCACAGUGGGUCGGAACUUCUUCUGUUAUCAAAGGAUAUACACCGACUUAUCAUUAUCCAUAUGCUCCUAAUGUUACUAAUGAAGAAAAAAUUAAACAUAUAACGAAUUGGUUAGAUCUUCCAUUAGAUGAAAGACCAACUUUCCUUGCUGCUUAUGCAAGUAAAGUGGAUAGUGCUGGUCAUAAAUUUGGUCCUGAUUCUGUAGGUGUAAAUGAUUCUCUUAGAUACGUUGAUGAUUUUGCUCUUGGCUUGUGGGAAGGUUUGGCUCAGAGAAAUUUAACUGAUAUUGUCAACUUUAUAAUUGUUAGUGAUCACGGAAUGGCUCAGACUAUUUCGAGUAAUCAAAUUUUUUUAGAUAAUGCUUUCAAUGUUUCAAAAGUUCGUCCCGUAGAAGGUAAUCCAUUAGCUGGAAUUCGUCCAUAUAACGACUCUGAUAUCAAUGAUAUAUAUUUAUCAUUGAAAGAAGCGAGUCAAAAUCAGCCUUGGAAUUGUUAUCUCCGUGAGGAAAUACCUGAGCGUUUUCAUUUCCGUGCGUCACGUCGCAUAGCUCCAAUAUUUUGUAUUCCUCCUGUAGGUUGGAUUCUCACAACACAUCGUGAUUUUGGUAAUUCAACUCCAAAAGGGGCUCACGGUUAUGAUAAUCUUGAACCAGAAAUGAGAGGAAUAUUUUUAGCUUCAGGUCCUGCAUUCAAGGAAAUAGCACAGAAAAAAAAGACGAAUGUAGUAAAAAGUUUUUUUAAUUUCGAAGUUUAUAACAUAAUGACUAAAAUUUUAAGUUUAACUCCCGCUGAAAACAAUGGUACUUAUGGCGGAAUUCUUUGGGAUGAUUAA